AUGGCGGCUGCUAUAUCCUCGGCAGCCGCAGCCGCAGCCGCAGCCGCAGCUACGCUCCGCCUCCUGAAACCGUUGCGCGCCGCCGCUCCUCUUGUUUUUCCUCUAUUCAGCAACCUCAGACUCAGCCACCACCAUUCCGCCGAUUCAUUGCUUCUCUUGGCCAUAUCGCCCCACCAACGCAGUUGCAGCUCCGUAGUAGUCUCUGCCACCACUUCCUCCGGAGAGGCUACGAAGCCUCAGGCCGUCGUGCUGGGAAACGGGGCGAAAAUCCGGGAGUUCCGUAAGAAAUUCAAGAUUGUUGACAUUAAAAGCGGGGCCGAUGAGGGGUUGAAUCGAUUGGGGGAGACUCUUGUGGUUAGAGGAUGGGUUCGAACGCUAAGAGCUCAGAGCAGUGUCGCGUUUAUUGAGGUUAAUGAUGGCUCGUGCCUUUCGAAUAUGCAAUGCGUGUUGAGUCCUGAUGCCGAAGGUUAUGAUCAGGUAGAGAGUGGUUUGAUUUCAACUGGUGCUUCAGUAUGGAUACAAGGUACUAUAGUGGCCAGUCAAGGGUCAAAGCAAAAAGUAGAAUUGAAGGUUGACAAACUUGUAGUGGUUGGCAAGAGUGACCCCUCUUUCCCUAUACAGAAAAAACGGGUCACCCGAGAGUUUUUAAGAACUAAGGCUCAUCUUCGUCCACGAACAAAUACUUUUGGUGCGGUUUCAAGGGUGAGAAACGCUCUGGCCUACGCAACACACAAAUUCUUUCAAGAAAAUGGUUUUGUUUGGCUCUCAAGUCCUGUCAUUACUGCUUCAGAUUGUGAAGGAGCUGGUGAACAGUUUUGUGUUACGACCUUGGUUCCAAACACCAGGGAAACUGCAGAUUCUCCUGUGAGUAACAUCCCCAAAACAAAGGAUGGUUUAGUUGAUUGGUCCCAGGACUUUUUCGGAAAACCAGCAUUUCUGACAGUAUCUGGGCAGUUGAAUGCUGAAACUUAUGCCACUGCUCUUACUGAUGUCUAUACUUUUGGCCCCACAUUUAGAGCCGAAAAUUCCCAUACUUCUCGGCACUUAGCUGAAUUUUGGAUGAUAGAACCAGAGCUUGCAUUCGCUGAUUUAGAAGAUGACAUGGCUUGUGCAACAGCAUAUCUCCAGUAUGUAGUACAAUACAUUCUUGAUAACUGCAAAGAAGAUAUGGAUUUCUUCAAUACUUGGAUUGAAAAGGGAAUUGUCAACCGACUAAGUGAAGUUGUAGAGAAAAGCUUCGUGCAAUUGACAUACACUGAUGCAGUUGAACUUCUUCUGAAAUCGAGGAAAAAGUUUGAAUUCCCGGUAGUAACCUGGGGAUGUGAUUUGCAAAGUGAGCAUGAACGCUAUAUCACAGAAGAGGUGUUCAGUGGAUGCCCUGUUAUUAUAAGAGAUUAUCCAAAGGAUAUCAAAGCAUUUUACAUGCGGCAAAAUGAUGAUGGAAAGACUGUUGCAGCCAUGGAUAUGUUGGUUCCUCGGGUUGGAGAACUUAUUGGUGGAAGUCAAAGGGAAGAGCGGCUUGAUUACUUGGAACAAAGGUUGGAUGAUUUGAAGCUCAACAAAGAGAGCUAUUGGUGGUAUCUUGAUCUGCGGCGUUAUGGUUCGGUUCCCCAUGCUGGAUUUGGAUUGGGUUUUGAAAGGCUUGUACAAUUUGCGACUGGAAUAGACAAUAUAAGAGAUGCGAUUCCUUUCCCUCGAGCACCUGGAAAAACCUCAACACUAUCAUCUUCGCCGCCGCCGCCGACGAGAAAAUCAGCUACCAUGGUGAAGUACUCGAGGGAGCCCGACAAUCCCACCAAAUCCUGCAAGGCUCGGGGAUCCGAUCUCAGGGUUCAUUUCAAGAACACUAGAGAGACUGCACAUGCAAUCAGGAAGUUGCCUCUUGUUAAGGCCAAGAGAUACUUAGAGGAUGUGCUUGCCCACAAGCAGGCAAUCCCCUUUACCCGUUUCUGUGGAGGUGUUGGUAGAACUGCACAGGCAAAGAACAGGCACUCUAAUGGUCAGGGACGUUGGCCCGUGAAAUCUGCCAAGUUUAUCUUGGAUUUGCUCAAGAAUGCCGAAAGCAAUGCCGAGGUGAAAGGUUUGGAUGUGGAUGCACUCUUUAUUUCCCACAUUCAAGUUAACCAGGCCCAGAAGCAAAGGCGCCGCACAUAUCGUGCUCAUGGACGAAUCAAUCCUAAUGUCUUGUUCUGUGUGUUGUGA
Molecule: messenger RNA, 2202 nt
Organism: Striga hermonthica
Lineage: Eukaryota; Viridiplantae; Streptophyta; Magnoliopsida; Lamiales; Orobanchaceae
Source: the annotation of a GenBank genome assembly